AUGCCCAUUGAAAAUGCCAUUCCUGUUGAGAAUGAAAAGCCACUUCUAAUACAUGAUGUUUCAAACGUCGAAGAUUUGAAAAAAUUGUUACGCUCUGGUGCUAAUAUAAAUGAAAAGAAUAAGUUUGAGGAAACUCCUUUACUUAGUGCUUUACGUCGUGAAGUGGGCAUUCAGAUUAUUAAGGAAUUUGUGCUUCAAGGAGCUGAUAUGAAUGCAAAUGACUGUUGGGGAGUUACUCCACUUUAUUGUGCUAUUGCAAGACAUGCAAAAGAUUUAGAUAUUGUUAGAUUGCUUUUGGAAAAUGGAGCUGAUAUUAAAAGUGGAAAACGUAUUUCUGACCGGUUUUUGGAUUAUACCGUGACGCGUAAUCCACAGUGUUCACACGAGGCCAACUAUGACCCAAUGAGACAACCAUUUGCCAUUGUUCCAUUGGGGUACGUGAUGUUCCUGAGGUAG
This is a messenger RNA of Argiope bruennichi, 456 nucleotides long. Its product is annotated as GA-binding protein subunit beta-2-like. Bases 1 to 456 code for a protein of 151 amino acids. The transcript has 2 exons. Gene Ontology annotation, molecular function: protein binding. Lineage: Eukaryota; Metazoa; Arthropoda; Arachnida; Araneae; Araneidae. The record is from RefSeq and is a predicted model, not a curated record.